Molecule: messenger RNA, 2649 nt
Organism: Tarenaya hassleriana
Lineage: Eukaryota; Viridiplantae; Streptophyta; Magnoliopsida; Brassicales; Cleomaceae
Exons: 3
Coding region: 376-2511 (711 amino acids)
Source: RefSeq, a predicted model, not a curated record
AUUACACAAAUCAAAUAAUUUCCCUAUUUUUUAUUUAUCGUUAAUUUCCCUAAAUUUCCGAUCGCCGAUCGACGGCAAUUGUCGAGCUUUUCGCCGGCGAUUCAUUCGGUUAUUUUACUGUAGUGUAACCGUUAGACACAAAAUCCGUGAAGGGUUUCGUACUUCUUCGCUUGGAUUUGGCCAAGGGUUUGAUAUUCUCGAGCUUGGAGAGGAAGAACUUGCAGAGAUCUAUUCGUGGCCUUGUUUCGAUUUCUGGGCAAAUAUGAAUAAUGAUCCUCUGGUGCUUAUAAAUGGAAAGUCUUGUGGUUUUGAGCUUUCCUGAACAGUCCUAGUUUUCUUUUCGGGGAGGUUGAUCGUGAACUGAUCUGAUUCUACAUGGACCCAUAUGAAGAGGAAGCUUUCAGAGCCAAACAGAUGGCUGAGAGGAGAUUCAUAGAAAAAGAUUUUAAUGGCGCAAGGAAUUAUGCAUUGAAGGCUAGGUCUCUGUUUCCCGGCUUGGAGGGCAUAUCACAGAUGGUGGAGACUUUCGAUGUUCAUAUUGCUUCGCAGAGUAGACGCGAUAGUGAAAUUGAUUAUUACGCAAUUCUUGGACUGAAACCCUCAGCUGGCAAAAGGGAAGUGAAGAAACAGCACAAGAAGAUGGCCAUAAUGCUCCAUCCCGAUAAGAACAAAUGUAUCGGAGCUGAUGGGGCGUUCCAACUCAUAUCUGAUGCGUGGACUUUCUUGUCAAACGAGUUCGAGAAAAGCUCUUUUUAUUACAAAAGAAAGAAACACAUCGACUCCAUGGCUGUUCAAAAGAAGAGCUCAGAGUAUGUGUCUGGGGUUGCGGGAUUCGAUUUCUGUCCACCAGCCUCGGAAAGAGUUGACACUUUCUGGACCGUAUGCACAUCUUGCAAAGUUCAGUAUGAGUAUCUUCGGAAGUAUGUGAAUAAGAGGCUUUCAUGUAAGAACUGCCGUGGAGUCUUUAUCGCGGUGGAGACUGGGCCUGCUCCUGUUAGUGCCUCCUUUCACUAUGCGGCUUCAUCUCAUACACCAAGUAAUGGCUAUGGAGGUCAUGGUUAUGAUGAUGUCACACACAUGCCUACCAGUUCCACGUAUUUCGGAGGUCACAAUCCUGGACAUGGAUAUGAUUAUGUUAUGAACGGGUCCUUUGGAUGGAAUUCAUACACGGGAACCACUCCAAGGAAUAUGGAUUCUAGCGGUAUGCCCUCAAUGCUGGAUGGAUAUGGCUAUAAACUCCGCAAUGGAGUUGUCUCUAGAGGAAGCAGAAAGGUCAAGGAGGGUUCUAACGGGACGUUUUCAAUGAAAAGCACGGCUGCUGCUCUGAUGAUACAUUCAUCUGAUGGGUUUACUGAUGCUUCAGCAAUUAAGGUCAGCAGAACUGAGAAGAAGAGAAAGCUUGUUUCGGGUUUUUCUGGCAAUGGAUAUGAUGAAUACAGUUCGAAAUCUACUUCAGAAUUAAGAACAACAAAUACUGAUAGGCACGUGGGACAAGAUUUUAAACUCCCCGGCCAAAGAUAUUUUUCAACCAGACGAUGGUCUGCUGCACCAUCAGCACUGGAUACCCGUGAGCUAUUGAUUAACAAAGCAAGGGCAGAUAUUCGGCAGAAACUAGACGUCACGAGAUUGGCUUCGGAGGCAGUAACUACAGAAAACAGGACACUGCUUGAUGAAAAAGGUAUUGUGUCCUCCAAGGUUGGAGAUGCUUCCGCGGCUGGAAAUUCUGUUUCCCCGGGUCAGCAAUUAGUACGGAAAACAAACGGGCCAGUAACAAUGACAGUUCCAGACCCUGACUUCCAUGAUUUUGAUAAAAACAGGUCAGAGGAUUGCUUCCAGCCUAGACAAAUAUGGGCAAUUUAUGAUGAAGAUGACGGCAUGCCACGCUUGUACUGCAUGGUUCGGGAGGUAUUCUCGGUUCAACCGUUCAAGAUCGACAUAGGCUACUUGAGUUCCAAAACCGAUGCCGAGUUUGGGUCCACGAAAUGGGUGGAUUACGGUUUUGUAAAAUCUUGUGGGCAUUUCAGGAUACGAAACACUGACAUAGUUGAACAAGUGAACAUCUUUUCCCAUCUCUUGAAAGGCAAGAAGACGGGGAGGGGUGGUUGUGUGAGAAUAUUCCCCAAAACCGGAGAGAUAUGGGCCGUGUACAGGGACUGGUCCCCUAACUGGAACAGAUCAACCCCGGACGAAGUGAGGCACCGAUACGAAAUGGUUGAGAUUCUUGAUGACUACACCGAAGAGUUGGGGGUGUGCGUUGUUCCGCUGUACAGACUGGAAGGAUUCAAGACUGUAUACCGAAGAAGCAAGAGCAAGAGAUGGAUACCGAGGAGGGAGAUGUUGCGGUUUUCGCAUCAAGUGCCAUCAUGGUUUCUAAGACAAGAGAGUAGCGGAUUGCCCGGAAACUGCUGGGACUUGGACCCGGCUGCGAUACCCGAAGAGUUGCUCGAGACGGGAGGUUUAACCGAUCAACCGUUGUUCCUGCAGGAGGGAGAGACAGAGAUUCAGGUUUGAGGCUUACAGUUACAGAAGAUUGGUUAAAAACACACACAUGUAACGGUUAAUGUGAAAGGAAACACAAGCUUCUGUCGUAUCCACUGGAGCUUUUGUGUUUUUGUUCGUUCUUGUUCUUGUUAAACCACCUUGUGGUGA